AUGAGACUUAGUAAACAGCUCGCCAUUGUUGCUACAGUAGCCAGUCUAGUAGUAGCUUAAGACUUCGAUGAUUUUUGGAAGCCAUCAGAAACCAUUCUAAAUUACUGGCUUCCAUUACUAAUUGAAGAUAAGAAUUAUGAUGACCUUGUCGUAGAUCCAAUGACUAACGACAUCUACCCAGGGUAGCCAUGGCUCUUAUUCUUCUACAUCAAGAGAUGCAGUUGGUGCCAAGAAUUCAAGUCUGAGUUUGAGGACUUAGCAAAUAGACUUCAUGAUGUAGCUAAUUUUGGAAUGAUAGACUGCCAUAAGAGUGAGUAUCUAAAGGAAUCUUAUAGAAUUUCAGCCUACCCAACUCUUAUUUUGAUCUACGAUGGCAUGGCAUACGAAUACGAGGGAUCAAGAACAUUCGAGAGUAUCAGAGCAUUUAUCAAAUAGGAUCAUAUUUACAUCAAGAAUUAGUUUGAGAUUCCACCUCAUAUGGGCGAGAUUGGUUUAAGAUUGAGAUAUCUAGAAAGAGACAUGCCAAAGAUCGAAGCCUUUUUAGACCUUCAUAUCUUCGAGAAGUUAGGUUAGCAUGAAAACUUGACCAGAGAGGCUAAGCUAGGCAUAGUAGUAGGAGCUGUAUUAUUGGUAGUUCUAACACUUUUAAUUACCCUAUGUUGCUGUUGCUGUGGCAAGAAAAAGAGAAAUACUGCAGUAGCUGCAGAAGGUGAAAAGGAUCAGGGUACUAAAAAGCCAACUAGUAGGUCUGCCAGGGAAAAGAUAGAUUGA
Molecule: messenger RNA, 771 nt
Organism: Stylonychia lemnae
Lineage: Eukaryota; Ciliophora; Spirotrichea; Sporadotrichida; Oxytrichidae
Source: the annotation of a GenBank genome assembly